AUGGGUGAUUUAAAGAACAAAUCGAACCAGAAGCCGCCGGCACAGGAGCCUUCUUUUCCAUUGCAACCAAGCUUGAACGAAAUUUUGUCUGAGAUUGAUGUGUCUUUCCGUGAUCCUGUGUUUUUGUACGAAGACGACUGCUUUCGAAAAAAAGAUGACCUUCUCGAAAGCAUAGAUGAUAAUGCGAACUUCAGCUCGCAAGGCCAGGAGGCAAAGUCCGAGGUGGCCGAAAAGAUGUCUGAUUACGACUUUGCCGCUACACUGUUCUGCAAGUACCGGCAGAUCUCGGAGGCCGAAGACGACUUGAAAGAAAAACUGCAAACAGUGACCCGCCUCAAGGACACUUUGAAAGAUCGCGUUUCUGACGUUGAGCUACUGAAGAACAGUAAGUAA
Messenger RNA from Soboliphyme baturini, 393 nucleotides. The record is from the annotation of a GenBank genome assembly. NCBI's taxonomy places the organism in Eukaryota, Metazoa, Nematoda, Enoplea, Dioctophymatida, Soboliphymatidae.